This is a messenger RNA of Plutella xylostella (diamondback moth), 2132 nucleotides long. RefSeq lists its product as uncharacterized. Gene Ontology annotation, cellular component: intracellular membrane-bounded organelle. Gene Ontology annotation, biological process: steroid metabolic process. Gene Ontology annotation, molecular function: oxidoreductase activity. The record is from RefSeq and is a predicted model, not a curated record. Lineage: Eukaryota; Metazoa; Arthropoda; Insecta; Lepidoptera; Plutellidae.
GCCGCCGCCGCCGCCGCACAGUACGAAGGUAGACACACUGAGUAUCGGACGCCUCCGCGAGACUGACAGAAACGCGCGCGAUCCGUAUUCGAAAUUCAAAUUUGACAGCAACACUUUUUAAAAAGUUUUGUUUUUAAUCAGUUUAUGUGCAAGUGGCCAGUGUAGUGUUUAUACAACUUUGGAAUUCAGUUACAAAUUGUGCAUCCGACAUUAGCUGGCGGGAUUGGAUACAGAAUCGUCGAUUGAUUCUGCCCAACUGGAUUGUUGAUUGUAGCGUCCCUACAAUGCGCCAGUGACCACCAUGGACCCGCUGACCUGGCUGUCCCUGGGGCUGCAGCUCGCGGCCCUGUGCUCCAUCGUGGGAGCCCUGCUGCUGUACCUGCUGAGGAAGGUGCGCGUGGCCGAGGUCACGCCCGUGGAGAGCGCCAAGACUGUGCUGGUCACGUCCGUUGAUACCGCUUUGGGACUGCAGAUAGCAACAUACCUGAGCGGUCGCGGCUGGCGCGUGAUAGCCGGCUGCCGCGGCGGCGGGCUGGGCUCUCGCCUGGCCGAGUCGUGGCUCGCGGCGCACUCGGCGGACCUGCCCGAGGACCAGCCGCCCCCGAGGCUGGUGUGUCUCGAGCUGGAUGUGGCGAGGGAGGACUUGUUGGAUGAAGCGGCGAGGGCCACCGCGCAGCAUCUGCCGGCUGGGGAACAUGGAGUUUGGGCAGUGAUCAACACAGCCGGGAGCGGCGGGCGCGGCGGCGCGGCGUGCUGGGAGGCGGUGCUGCGCGGCAACGUGCUGGGCGCGCUGCGUGUUGCGCGCACGUUCGCGCCGCUGCUCGCCGCCGCCGCCGCCUCGCACCCGCACGCGGGGAGACUGUUUUAUAUCGGCCUAACAUCAGACACGGCCUGCGAGACCACUAACACGACGUGCGACGGCGAGGCGGCGGCGGGCGCGGCGGCGGCGCGCUGGGGCGUGUGGGGCGCGGCGCGGGCGUUACGCGCGUCACUCCGCGCGCGCGGGCUAAACGUCGUGAUGUUACACGCGCCGGAUAUAGCUGCGGCGGAGGUGUAUGCGCCGCCCGCGCAGAUCGUUGCGCCGAGUCAGCCGGCCAGCCGCCCCGACACCCCGAGCUCCGAGUCCAGUGCCUCGACCUGCGCGGUGGCCAUGCCAGGCGAGGCCGCCGAGUACAGCGCCAAGGUGCUGCCCACCAGCGCACUGAAGGUACUGGAGGACGCCCUCACCACGCCCUCGCCUAAAGACGCCUACUAUCUCAAGAUGAAGCCCGAUACUUGGUUCACACGAGUGCCGUCUUUGAGGGUCGCUUAGUAAGAGUAGCUGUAAAGGGUGGUUAAUGAUCCUUCUGAUGAUUAGAAGGUUAAGAUGCGGUUUCAAUUCGUUUGUCUUCAAGGUUUUCAGCCAAUGCAAGAAUGCACAUACCCACUUCAUUGGUUUACUCUUUCAUUGCUCGCUUGAGGGUGUUGGUACUCUGAUCAAUGUUUUGUAAGACCUUAAUAUAACCUUAUACAUAAAAAGAACCAUUCUUGAACCUUUUUACAACUUGGAGUAUCUUUGUAUCCGUAGUGUUAAGUUUUGUUAUUGUAUCACCGACCUACUUCUCCCUUUAUCGAUCGAAGGCACGGGAAAGUGGAUGCUAUGUGCCAAAUUAUAAGGUGCUAAUUGUAUUGCGUGUAAGCGCUGUAAUUUAACAUACAUAAAUGCAGUACCUUAAUGUUAUUUACGAGUUAAUUAAUUUAUCGACGGUGAUGGAUUUCUCGCCUCCGUCACGCUUUAAGAAACAAUUUAUGAUGUAAAUAUUUACCUUUUCAAUCUCACUUGUGCCAAUUAUGUAUGCGAAUAACAAGGAUCUAUUCAGUUUAAUUUUUAGUGUAUCCAGUGUAUUGGUAUUUAAUAAAUAAUACAUAAGGGAGGUUGAUAAUAAUUACGUUGUUUGUUGGCUAGCCGAAAGAGAUUAUUAUAGCUAUGGAUUUUGAGUCUAAUUUCAUAGAUUUAUGUGAAAUAUUUUACAAUUUAACUUUAACAGGCAUCCUUUGUUAGUUGUUUGUUUUAAUAACAAAUAACAAAUGCAUGACAUUUUUAUUCGUGUAAAUAAUUGUUGUAUAAUAAACGUUCUUCUUUGAUAAUAAAA